AUGGAGCCAGUUUUGGGGGCGCUGUCUAUGGAUCGAAAUGCCUGUGGAUCGGAUCUUCACCCGCUAUUUGAUGCCCCAAAGAACCACCGUGGCACAGCACUGGGCUCCGCGCUACCCGGCGUUGACACCGGACUAAACUCUUGGAUUGAGGGUAUCCGCAACGCUCUUCCCGAUCGGACCCCUGAUCCUCGGUCACGGGUUGCACCUGAGGUUCCUGGAGCCACCAGUGGCGCAGAGCUGGGAGUGAUAGCGGGCCUACUGGCGAUGCCCAAGAAGCAUGGACCCGCGGAACGCUUCGCGCUAUGGAGGAGGAACGGGCACAGCGUAAGUGUAAGAGCGCUACGUGAAAACCGCAGAGGACCGAACAGCGGUAACGCAAAAGUAUUCAACCUGAAGCUGGACGCCAAAGAUGCUUCCAACGGCUGGGCUGGCGCGAAUCGUCAGUCCGCGAUAAGUGUCCGAGCGCCUUCCAAGAUCCGUAGCGCCGAAAAUGAAGCCAUCCGCAUUCAUCAAACCGACCCAGCAGCAACUGCCGCUUCGCAGAAUUGCCCGGUGAAUCUCGCGGCGGCGUCACCGACUCUCCUGAGGUGGGCCUGGAACCAUGUUCUACGGCUCUCGGAUGCUGUUGACGGACUUCAUAAUUCAUCCGCUGAACUGUAUCUCCUCUCACAAGACCUCUUAAUACGCACUAAGGGACAGAAGCACAAACUGCCAGUUUUGACUUUGCGGGAACUUCUCUUGCUGAGGAAUGACAGUGUGUCCUAUGUUUUGGGGUGGGAAGUUAGGAAUUUCACCUGGUUUCUCCUUCUAGCAGAUCUGAUGGCACACCAUAAUAACACCCGGGUGACAGAGUUCAUCCUCCUGGGCUUCACUUCACGCCGUGACAUUCAGCUCCUUCUCUUCAGCAUCUUCCUACUCAUCUACCUCCUUGGUGUGGUGGGGAACCUCGGCUUGGUCAUUCUGAUCCGGGCUGAACGGACCUUGCACACACCCAUGUACUACUUCCUGAGCCAUCUGGCCCUGAUGGACUUGUGCACCUGUUGCACCGUGGCCCCCAAGAUGCUCCUCGGCCUCUUGAAAGGCCAAGACACCAUCCCCAUCCCAGCUUGCGCUCUUCAGAUGUUCUUCUUUGCAGCUGCUGCAGAUGCCGUGUGUUGCCUCUUGGCUGUCAUGGCUUAUGACCGCUACGCUGCCAUCUGCCGCCCGCUCCAUUAUGGAAUGGCCAUGCCACAACACCUCUGUUGCCUCCUGGUGGCAGUGUCCUAUGCAGUAGGGGCAGCCUCCGGAGUCAUCCAUACAAGCAUGGCCUUUCGCUUGCCCUUCUGUGGAGCUCGCACUCUGGACGCCAUUUUUUGUGAUAUCCCUCCAGUGUUGGGUUUGAUCUGUGGCAACACGGAUCUAAAUGAGCUCCUGCUGUUUGCAGUCUGUGGGGGAAUCCAGAGCAUUAGCCUGGUAGCCAUCAUGGCUUCCUAUGGGAUGAUCCUCUUUACGGUGGGCCGAGCCGGGUCUCAACGAGCCAUAUCCACCUGUGGCUCCCACCUAACCUCUGUGGGAGUGCUAUACGGCACCCAAAUUUAUAUGUACAUGCGACCUGACAGCACAUAUGCUCCCCAGACUGACAAGAUGACAUCCUUCUUCUACACAGUGGUCAUCCCCACUCUCAAUCCAGCUAUCUACAGCCUCCGUAACACUGAUGUGAAGCAGGCAAUCCGGAGGAGAUUCAGUAAACAGAGACACUAG
This is a messenger RNA of Sphaerodactylus townsendi, 1740 nucleotides long. RefSeq names its product olfactory receptor 5C1-like. Lineage: Eukaryota; Metazoa; Chordata; Lepidosauria; Squamata; Sphaerodactylidae. The record is from RefSeq and is a predicted model, not a curated record. Gene Ontology annotation, molecular function: odorant binding; olfactory receptor activity; G protein-coupled receptor activity. Gene Ontology annotation, biological process: G protein-coupled receptor signaling pathway; sensory perception of smell. The coding region runs from base 1 to 1740 and encodes 579 amino acids. Gene Ontology annotation, cellular component: membrane. The transcript has 7 exons.